Pundamilia nyererei is the source of this 4457-nucleotide messenger RNA. It is a transcript of the gene fanci, whose product is annotated as FA complementation group I. Bases 237 to 4307 code for a protein of 1356 amino acids. The transcript is spliced from 36 exons. Lineage: Eukaryota; Metazoa; Chordata; Actinopteri; Cichliformes; Cichlidae. Gene Ontology annotation, molecular function: DNA polymerase binding. Gene Ontology annotation, biological process: DNA repair. The record is from RefSeq and is a predicted model, not a curated record.
GCGGGAAGUUCGCUUGAAACUUUUUAGAAACACAACAGCGAUAAAGUUAUAAUAUUACGGAGUAAUUUACCGUCAACUAAUUUAAACAGGAUGCCCAGGAUUAAAUGCAACUAGAUAAUCGAUAAGUAGAAGUAAAAUAAAAAAUAAUAACGUUCAUAAACUUACUGAGAUUUACGAGAUAGAUUUCUAGCUUAUUCUACAGUUGCUAGCCACUUGUGUCAAUCUGUGGGUGGACAAUGAAAGCAGAAAUGGAUAAAAUUGUCUCACUGUCAGAUGAAGAAAAUAUCCCCGAACUACAGAAAUACCUUUCAACCCUGACCGAUGACCAGCUCACCAACACGAUUACCAAUAGUGCACUGAAGGGCAAGAAGGUUGGGACCAUAAUAAAAGGCAUAUUUAAAGGUUCUCCACCCAGCUCCACUGCUGGGGCAAAUCGUAGACUUCUCCUGUAUCAGCACUGCAUCCCUCUGUGUGAGUCUGGGGAUCUUCAGACUGAGGUGGCAGCAGAUAUCAUUGGGUUGCUUAUGCUGGAGACUCAUACACUAUCCGGGCCAUCUCUUGCAACACUGGGGUCUCUUUUUGUUGAUGCCAUCAAAGUGGGGAAAAUGAGCAGUGGGAAAUCUCUGGAACUGUUUCCUACAGUUCUUACUGCACUUGCAGCAUGUGAAGCCUUGUCUUAUGGCAAAGGGGAACUCAGUGGUGAGGAGUAUAAGAAGCAGCUGAUUAACAGCCUCUGCUCGAGCAGAUGGGAUCCACAGUGUGUCAUCCACUUGACAACCAUGUUUAGGGAUGUGCCUUUGUCAUCAGAGGAGUUGCAGUUUGUGGUGGAGAAAGUAUUGAGGAUGUUCAACAAACUAGAUCUGCAGGAGAUCCCGCCGCUGGUUUACCAGCUGCUGCUUUUGUCUGCAAAGGGUUGUAAGAAACAAGUCCUGGACGGAAUCGUAGGUUAUUUUAAGGAGCAGGACGCUCGCCAAGAAGAGGAGCAGAAACAUGGAGACAGCCUGGAUCUAGAGGUUCAGUCUAUUCCACAGGACCAGCUAAGGCAUGUAGAGGGCACUGCUAUCCUCCACAUAGUCUUUGCUAUAAGACUAGACCAUGAGCUUGCAAGGGAAUUUCUUAAAGGCUUUAAGACAUCGUAUGCAGACUUGUGUCCUUUCAGUGUUGCCCUGUUGCUCUCAGUGGCACGUAUCCAGCGUUAUGAAGAGCAGGUAUUUGAACUUUUGAAAGGGGCCAUCAUCAAGAGCUUCAAGGACGAGCAGCUACAACAGGGGUCAAAGUUACUACAGGACCUCCUACCCGGGCACUGCAGUGUGGCUCAGAUGAUACUGGAUACAGUCCAGAACAGUGUGUUCGGAUGGGAUCAUGUUACCCAAGGGCUAGUGCAGCUGGGCUUCUUCCUGAUGGAUGCAUUUGGACCCAAACCUGGACCAUUUGGCAAGACCACGGAAGGCUCUCUAGCUGUAGCCCGAACACCAACUCAACAAGCGUGUAAGCUAGGAGGACAGGUGCUACUCCAGGGCUUUAAGAUGCAUGAGCCUAUCAGGGGAGAGAUAUUGGAGCAGGUCUUAAAUCGACUAGUCACAAAGACAGCCUCACCUGUCAGUCAUUUCUUAGACCUUUUCUCUGAUAUUGUGGUCUCUGCCCCAAUGAUCCUUCUGGAGUCAUCCUCUAAGGUGACAGAGACGUUUGACCACUUGUCAUACCUGCCUUUGGCCACCGUUCAAGGUCUACUCAAAGCUGUCCAGCCCCUGCUCAAGGUCAGCAUGUCCUUGAAAGAUGCUUUAAUUUUAGUUCUUCGGAAGGCCAUGUUUUCCAGCCAACUGGAUGGUCGGAAGUCUGCAGUUACAGGCUUCUUGUUGCUUCUGAAGAACUUCAAAGUGUUGGGCAGCUUGGCCUCGAGUCAGUGUAGCCAGGCAAUCUCCUCCAGCCAGAUCCAAGUGGAUGUUCACUCGCGAUACAACUCAGCUGCCAAUGAAGCAUUCUGCUUGGAGAUCCUCAGCAGUCUGCGUCGCUGCCUCAGCCAGCAGGCUGAUGUGCGCCUCAUGCUCUAUGAGGGUUUUUUUGAUGUUCUUCGUCGUAACUCGCAACUUGCAAGCUCCAUCAUGCAGACCCUUUUGUCACAGCUGAAGCGGUACUACGAGCCUGAACAAGACCUCCUGCCCCCAGUGAAACUGGAACCAUGCAUCACUGCUCACGGAGACCAAGUCUACCUCCAGGAGCCUCUGGCCCAUCUGCUGAGCUGUACUGUACAUUGCUUGAUGUGGCUGCAAAACACACGCCAGUCAGCCAACCCCAAUGGCGAUGACAGUGAUGGUGAUGAGGAAGAGGAGGAAGGAUACCGGUCGGACCUACAUGCUAUUCUAGAGAGUAUGACAAGACGCAUGAUCAAGUGCGAACUAGAAGACUUUGAACUGGACAAGUCGGCUGAGUUUUCAAUGGGAUCCAGUGUUGGAGUGAAGAAUAAUAUCUAUGCUGUGCUGGUGAUGGGAGUGUAUGAGGUCCUCAUGGAGUACAACUUUAUCAAAGCCAACUACAGUAAAAGGUGCUUUGAGGAGAUCAUCGAGCUGUUCAGCCGUUACCACAAGCUGUCUGAGAUCCUGAAGGAGAAGUCUGGAAAGGGUCGGGUGCCCUCACACAAGACCCCCCGCAGUUUAUUCUCAAUGGGCAUCAUAUCAACAUCAAUCACUGUGCUCUUCAGGGAUAACACUCAGAGCAGAGAGGAGGCUCUCUCAGUACUUCGUUCAAAUGGAGAGUUUGUGCGUUAUAUACUGAGCGUGGUUGUGCAGAAGAUCCAGCAGCUGGAUGAAACGGGACACACAGACGGCCCAGAUGGACAGAACGCAGACAAGACUUUCCGCUUCCUCUGUGACAUGACCAGUGUCCUGAUGUGGCGUUACACGAACAUCCCCAGCGUGGUUGAGGAGGGGGGAAAGAAGGAGAAGCGCUCCAGUUUGUCUCAGCUGUGUCUGGAGGGUUUGCUCAGGAUCUUCACAACCUGCCAACAACGCUACCCAGACAAGAUGGCCCAGCUGCUCUCUACCAUGGAAAAUGGCACAGAGCAAGAUGACGAAGGCGAUGUUGUAGAGAUGAACUACUUUUACAUCCGACAGUUUCAGAGGGCGCUGUUCACACAGUUAAGUGGCGGUGAGGAAGACUUUAACAGCAAAGAGGCCCAGCUUCUGAUCAGCAUCCUAAGCGUACUCUCGCGCCAGCUAAAGCCGUCCUCCCAGCAGUUUGUUCAGAUGAUCACGUGGACUGUGAAAAUCUGCAAAGAGACCAGUUUUGAGGAUUCUGCCUUCUGUAAGGGCCUGCUCUCUCUCCUCUUCAACCUUCAUGUUCUUUAUAAGAGUCCUGUAGGCCUACUGCUGGAGCUCUGCCAAGACAUCCACAGCGAACUGGGAGAUAUUGAUCAGGAUGUGGAGGUGGAAAAGCAGUCCAAUUUUGCCAUUGUCAACAUGAAAACUGCUUCAACAGCAGCACUGCUGGUCCUGUCUCAGGUUGACAGAGUGCUUGAUGAAGUGGACUGGCUUAUUGCCAGGAAGAAAAGUCAGACAGCUUCUGACAAAUUGGGCUGUGGUGAAGCCACACAGACUGCAGGUCGGCAGGACCCAGUUGAGAAAGCAGUGACGCUGCAGCUUGGGACUCUCUUAACAGCGCUAAGUGAGCUGGUCCAGACGGCCUUGCUGCUGGGCACCUGCACCGUUACACUGUUAAGAGAACUGACCCGCACGUAUACCAUCCUCACCACGCUGGUCAAAUAUUAUAUCCAGGUGUGUGCCAGCCAGCACGGGUCGCUGCCAGCUCGCUUUGAGAAGCUGGUCAAACUAUCUGGCUCCCACCUAACACCACAGUGCUAUUCUUUUAUCACAUAUGCUCAGAGUGGAGACAUCAGUGGUGGAGGUGCAGAUGACAAAAAGAAAAAGAGAAGGAAUGACGUGAACACCGGUGCUUCUGCAAAACUUUUGCGUGAGACUAAAGCUAUCCCCAACCUGAUCUUCAGCAUUGAGCAGUAUGAGAAGUAUCUCAUCACACUCUCAAAGAAAUCAAAGGUAAACUUGAUGCAGUACAUGAAGCUGAGCACUUCGAGAGAUUUCCGCAUCAAUGCCGCUACUCUGGAUGCAGCCCUGCAGGAACAGGAUGACAGUCAGGUGGUAAGCGCUAGCUCAGCUCCACAGGAGCUUCAAUACUGUUCAACAUACACAACAGCCUCUUCUCUCCACUUUUACUUUAUUAUACGAGUCCAUAAAACUGACUCCAUAUCCACACUGUUCCCACGGUUGAAAUGUGCAUGUAGCUUGAUGCUUUGAAUGCUCUGAGCUAAAAGUAGAUCAUUUUUCCCUUCAACACCCUCUCUUUGUUUGUUUGUCUUUGUUCUUCCAUUGCUCUCAGACCACAGAGUCACAGGACACCACCGAGACACAAGAACCCAAACAGAAGAAGAGGAAACAGUGAGGUCA